Diatraea saccharalis (sugarcane borer) is the source of this 909-nucleotide messenger RNA. The record is from the annotation of a GenBank genome assembly. NCBI's taxonomy places the organism in Eukaryota, Metazoa, Arthropoda, Insecta, Lepidoptera, Crambidae.
CCAUUCACUGACUCCACGAUAUGUAAUAUAUUACAGAUUGUCAUUAAAACACGAUGACUUAUGUUCUCAGACGCCUUGUAUGCAGUUAAAUUAGACCCGGCUGUUUUGGAGGCGCAAGUAACUGUUGACACCAAAUUGAAGAGAGGAGAUUCUGAUCAAGACACAAAUAAAAUGCUCACUUCAACCAAAGAAAACUUGGAAUCUCGUCCUCGAAUAGAUUACAAGACGAUGGUGAUGGAACAAGAAGCUGCCUUGCUGUCUCUCACUCCUCAACAAUUAGAUUUGCUUAUGCAUUUUACAGACACCUUACGCCGGCAACGGAAUACAAUCCAAAAUAGAUCGGAGUGUUCAUUUUGUAAAAACAACGGCGAAUCUACGGGUUGGUACUCAUCCCACUGCUUGAAGGAUGGUCGCGGAAGGGUGAAAUGUCCGGUACUGCGUGCGUAUAUAUGUCCCGUAUGCGCCGCAACCGGCGACCGAGCCCACACCAUCAAGUAUUGCCCGGAAAAUAUUCUGCUUGACGCUGGUAUAUUUUAUAUACACAUAGUUAACGUUACUUAUUAAUAAUAAUAUUUUUUUUCUAAAAAAUGACCCCUUCCGUAUCCGUGUGGUUGGCCCGCCGGUUUCAAGGUUUCGCCAUCUCCGACGUCCCGGGUUCGAUUCCCGGUCAGGUCGAUUUCUCCAUAAUACGGAAACUUUAGAAGACGAGUAACUUGCAAUCUGAGUAAUGUGGUGUUGCUUAAUAUUUAUUUACUUUUUCGACCUAACCAGUACAACAUAACUUUUCUCUAACUAAUUCAAUUGGCUCAAUAAUGAAGUUUAAAUAAGGGAUACGACAUACGAAAUCACCUUCAAAGCAGAAAAUAGUCUACCUGUUUGAGUGUAGUGUAUGAGUGAUCUGAAUGUUUU